Momordica charantia (bitter melon) is the source of this 1841-nucleotide messenger RNA. NCBI's taxonomy places the organism in Eukaryota, Viridiplantae, Streptophyta, Magnoliopsida, Cucurbitales, Cucurbitaceae. The record is from RefSeq and is a predicted model, not a curated record.
AAUAUGAAAUUGGGACAUUUCUCUAUCGAUUUGGUUAUUAUUCCUCAAAUGUCAUCAAAAUAUGUUACAUAUUGAAACUGAAAGUAUGAGUGCUUUGCAUAUUAAUUAAUUUGGGUCAAGGAUAAGUUCUAAUUAAUAUACGUUCUGUGUCUCCAUUUAGAGUUGACCUGCUGCUAUAGAUCCAUCUCAAAUAACCCACCAUAUACAGGGGAACAACAAAAGGAUGGACUUCCCUCUAGCUUUACCACCAAUUUCACAUCCCUUGGUCAACCAUUUAGACUUUAUUGUCCACGUCAGAUUGAUUCACCAAUAGCCUGCUUUGAAUGAGGUUGCUAAAAACUCGAUCUUCCGACAAACAAACUCAACUCUUUCUCCACAUUGACACGACUUGGUUUUAAGAAUUACUUUGGACUUCUUCCUGCUUGUUUGUUUGUCACUGUGCCAAGAUUACAUCAUGUGUGGAGGUUAUUGGCUCUGUAAUAUUUUGAUUUUGAGCUCAGUUUAAUGCCAUUUGGUUUUAGCAACUCGUUAUUUUGAGCGUGGAAACUGGUUUUUCCUUUGCAAUAAAAUAUACAGGAACUGUUCAAUGCCCUCCUACCUAUCAACAUUUCCCUUGAAGAAAUGAUUCAUUUUCUCCUCCGCUGUUGCCUCCUCUUGUGCUGUUUCUUCAACCCUGCAACCAGCUCUGGAUUCUGCUUCGAGUCUCGCUGUGGUGGCGAUUAUCAGACGAUUCGAUUCCCCUUUAGGAUUGAAAAUCGCCAGCCGAAAUCAUGUGGGUAUCCUGGCUUUGAUUUAUCCUGCCAGGCCCAUCCCACAGGUCAAGAUCAACCACUACUUCAUCUCCCUCCUUCCGGGGAUUUCAGUGUCAAAUACAUAGAUUACCGAAACCAAGAAAUAUGGAUCAACGAUCCAAACAAUUGUCUGGCAGGAAAGAUUCUGUCGCUCAAUCUUUCUGGGUCGCCGUUUGUCGCCAAAAACAGCCAAGAUUUUACAUUCUUCAAUUGCUCGGCGGACUACUCGCCAUCUUGGCUCAUUGAUCCGAUUUACUGCCUGGGCAGCUCUUCCCACGCAGUCUUCGCAUCAUCUUCUCCGGCGACUAUAGACAUUCUGUCAUCGAACUGUGUUGUGAUAAAAACAGUUUCGGUGCCAGUUUCGUGGUCGUUUUGGCCGAAGCUGUGGGACGAUCUGCUGUUAAGGUGGGAAAAUCCUGCCUGCGGAAGCUGCGAGUCACUUGGCGGAGGAUGUGAGUUGAAACCCAAUUCAAGCUCACGCCACGAAAUUCAGUGCACAAACAUCCCACAAGCUGCGACCCCCUCAAAUUCUAGUAGUGCUUUGUCUAUGGCGGUGGGUGUGGUGGCCGCUGUGUUGUGCUUUUUGAUCCUCUUGUGUUGCCUUUGUGCCAGACUGAGGUCAAGGCCACGCAAUUCUAGCCCCGAAACUCACUGGACCGUUUCUUCUCAGCCCACAACUACAAUGGGCCUCGAUGGGCCCACUAUCGAUUCCUACCCAAAUUUUGUGUUGGGCCAAAGCCUACGCCUACCAGAGCCCAAUAACAACAUCUGCCCAAUCUGCUUGUCCCAAUAUCGGCCCAAAGAGAUACUGAAGAGCAUACCCAAUUGCCAACAUUGCUUCCAUCAACAUUGUAUUGAGGAAUGGCUCCGAUUGAAUGCUUCCUGCCCUGUCUGUAGGAAGUCCCCCUUUGAAUCUCUGCCGUCCAUUCCUCCUUAGCAGCAUCAAUCUUCUGCCACCUCACUUCCAAAUACCAAAUUUGUACCCUUUUUUUUUGGUGGGAGAAUAUUCACCAAUUUGCUUUGGUUUGACUCCUAUUCUUAUUUAACUAG